Molecule: messenger RNA, 585 nt
Organism: Argentina anserina (silverweed cinquefoil)
Lineage: Eukaryota; Viridiplantae; Streptophyta; Magnoliopsida; Rosales; Rosaceae
Exons: 1
Coding region: 53-415 (120 amino acids)
Source: RefSeq, a predicted model, not a curated record
CCUCUUAACAUUUGUACCAAGCCUAGCUAACGAUUUCACUAGAGUUCAAGAAAUGGGUAACUUCAGUUUGAAAUACUUGUGCCUAGCUGGUUUGCUGGUUUCAGCUUUUGCCAUGCAACUUACUGAAGGCCGAGUGGCAAGAAAAGACCUCGGGAUAGACCUCGGAGGAGUCGGGGUUGGAAUCGGUACUGGGGUUGGCAUCGGGCUCGGAGGGAGUGGUUCAGGCGCCGGUGCAGGAUCUGGCUCUGGGUCUGGCUCCGGAUCAAGUUCGGAGUCAAGCUCAAGCUCAUAUUCUUCCUCAAGGUCAAGUUCAGGGUCGGGAUCAUCAGGUGGAGGGUCUGAAGCUGGUUCUUCUGCAGGGUCUUAUGCUGGCUCUAGGGCUGGAUCAGGCUCCGGAAAUAAAGGCCAUGGAUAAGUCGCUCCAAAUACGUACUUCUAAAUGCAUGUGGCUCGAUCUGGGGCAAAAACUAUUUUCAUCACCACGUUGUUAUUAUGACAAGAUAAUCAAUAGUGUUAAGUUUAUGUCUGUAUUAUUGUAUGUUAUGUAAUAUUACGUCAAUAAAAGAAUGGAUUGGUUUAGAUUGA